This is a messenger RNA of Cladophialophora psammophila CBS 110553, 2703 nucleotides long. RefSeq lists its product as uncharacterized. The record is from RefSeq and is a predicted model, not a curated record. NCBI's taxonomy places the organism in Eukaryota, Fungi, Ascomycota, Eurotiomycetes, Chaetothyriales, Herpotrichiellaceae. Gene Ontology annotation, molecular function: ATP binding; ATP-dependent chromatin remodeler activity; chromatin binding. Gene Ontology annotation, biological process: negative regulation of gene expression via chromosomal CpG island methylation; DNA methylation-dependent constitutive heterochromatin formation; lymphocyte proliferation. The transcript has a single exon. Gene Ontology annotation, cellular component: pericentric heterochromatin; nucleus. The coding region runs from base 1 to 2703 and encodes 900 amino acids.
AUGUCUUCUGACAAAAGCACACCGCCAUCUUCACCGAUCAAUGGUAGCCCUGCCGAAGUCAAAGCAGCUGCCGACGGGGACAAGGAAGUGCAAGAUGAAAAUAAAAUGGAGGUAGACGGAUAUGACACCGAAGCGAUGGACUAUAAAUCGCGGGCGCUUACAAACCUCCUCAAAACAAGCUCGGUAUUCGUUGCAAUUAUGGCAGACAAGAUGAAGCAAGAGCAGAAGCGCAAUCAAGAACAGGCUCGACGGGCUGCAGCGAAGCAGAGGCAUGAAGCUGCCAAGGCUGCUGAACCGAAGGCCCCAACGAGAAAAUCUGCAAGAACACACGCUCAGGACGAGGACAAUGCAGGUGGGCAGGAGAGAGGCCAGGAGGAGAAGGCCACUCGAAGUCGGGGACGUGCCGCCAAGAAGGUGAAUAUUGCGAAGAAGAACAUCACUCAUUACUUUGACUCAGAGGCUAUUAAGGCUUCGAAAGAGGGUCCAACAGUCCAGGAAGCGCUGGCAGAGGCUGCCGACGAAUAUGAAGGUCAGGGACUUGGGACCCAGGAUCUUGUCGCAACCGAGCAACCCUCUCUAGUCACUGGUGGAAAAAUGAAGCACUAUCAACUUGAAGGUCUAGAGUGGUUGAAAUCGCUUUGGAUGAAUGGUCUCUCUGGCAUCUUAGCGGACGAGAUGGGUCUUGGGAAGACAUUGCAAGCGAUUUCAUUGAUUGCAUUCUUCAAGGAGAACAAUAUCUCAGGACCCUUCUUGAUCGCGGCUCCCCUCAGUACUGUACGAAAUUGGGUCGAAGAAUUUAAACGCUGGACCCCGAGCAUCAACACGAUUCUCUACCAUGGCAGCAAAGACGAGCGCGAGGUAAUGAGGCGGAAGAAUAUGAAGAUGCAAGAUCAAUUCAAGUACGAGUUCCCCGUUGUUGUCACCAGCUACGAGAUCUGCAUGAAUGAUCGAAAGUUCCUGGCAAACUAUCAAUGGAAAUACAUCAUCGUGGACGAGGGACAUCGCUUGAAGAACAUGAAUUGCAAAUUGAUCAAAGAAUUGAUGACAUACAACUCUGCCAAUCGACUUCUGAUUACGGGCACGCCCCUCCAGAACAACAUCGCCGAGCUUUGGUCGCUUCUGCACUUCUUGCUGCCCGAAGUUUUCAACGACCUCGAUAGCUUUGAGCGGUGGUUCGACUUCUCCAGUGUGUUGGAAGGCAAGAAGGAUGCAGACGAGAAAACGUUGAGACGUAGGGAUAGCCUCGUGUCGACUAUGCAUGCCAUUCUUAAGCCUUUCCUCCUUCGAAGGAUCAAAGCGGACGUGGAGUCGGACCUUCCCAAGAAGCGGGAGUACAUUCUAUAUGCACCUCUGACCUCGGAGCAGAAAGAAUUGUACCGGGAGAUUUUAGCAGGCACAAGCAGAUCAUAUUUGGAAGAGAAGGCCGCCGAGCGCAUUGAGGCCAGAAGUCGGACUGCUUCACUCAAGCGAAAAGCAACCACUAGCGGGCGGGGGACACCUGCGAAGAGCUUGAAACCAAGUCGAGCCUCAACACCAGCCUCGGUUGUUUCCACCGGCUCCAUUCGACGGGGCCGCAAAGCAGCGCGCACAAGCUAUCGAGAUAUCACCGACCGGGAAUUCAAUGCUCGACUUCGGCGGAUUGAACAGGGGGAUGAAGAUGUCAACCUGGACCGUGCUUCUUCAUCAGCGGAUUCGCAAGAAAUCUCUUCCGAGGAAGCAGAAGAGCUCGAAAAGGCUCAAACGCUCAAACUUGCAAAAAGGGAGAUCGCUUCCAAAAAGCUGCAGAAUCCCGUGAUGCAAGCACGUCUCGUCUGCAACAGUCCGCACAACUUCUACUGGCCCUGGCAACCUAGUACGGCCGCCGAAGAGAAAUCAGGUGACUACCCACACGUUGAUGAAAGCCUGGUCACGGCGUCGGGAAAGAUCCUUCUGCUCGACACACUUCUCCCUCGGCUCUUCCGAUUAGGGCAUAAAGUCCUCAUCUUCAGCCAAUUCAAAACUACACUAGACAUUUUGGAAACCUACGCCGUAGAGCUGCGCGGCUGGAAGGUAUGUCGCAUUGACGGCUCGGUUGCCCAAGAAGAGCGCUACGAACAAAUCACCAAGUUUAACACGGAUAAAUCUUACAACUUGUUCCUCCUAACAACGCGAGCUGGCGGGCAAGGGAUCAACUUGACUGCAGCGGACACGGUGAUCCUAUUUGACUCAGACUGGAAUCCACAGCAGGAUCUACAGGCGAUGGAUCGCGCACACCGUAUUGGUCAGACGAAACCCGUCAUUGUGUAUCGUCUUGCGACGAGGGGAACUGUGGAAGAGACGUUACUCCUGAAGGCAGACACGAAGCGGAAACUCGAGAAAUUGGUCAUUCAAAAGGGCAAAUUCAAGUCUCUUCUUUCGUCCGGCGCCGAUGCGGAUGACAUCAGAGGUGCGCUUGUAAAUGACGAAUUCGAGAAGUAUGACGUCCCGCAUUUGGAUGAGGACGAGGACGCAGAUGGGCAAGGAAACCGCAAAAAGAGAAGGCCAAUCUUGAGCGAAGAGGAGAUAAGGAUCUUGACGGAUCGGAGCGAUGAAGCGUACGAGCGGGCGGCAAAGGGAUUGGAUAUAGGAGGCGAGGGAAGUGCGUUCCAGGUUGCUGAAACGAAAAGAGGAGGGACGACGACUGAUGUCCUUGAUGAUUUGACAGUCAGGAGUAAACCACAGUGA